UUUGCCUUGAAAUCUGACAUUUAACUCAAAUGGUUGGAAAUGAGCAAUUAUUGUUUUCUCAGAUUUUCUUGUGUUGGUGUGUGUUUGUGUUACUUAGUUGGUAGUGGCUGUGUUUUAUUUUCAUUUUUUACAUUUUGCGCUACCCAUCUGGUGAUGCCUCAGAAAGGAGAAAAGAAGAAGAAGAGAAAGAAAAUGUCCAACACAGACACACUGCAGGAGCAACGAAAGAACAAGAAGGAGAUGGAGUUUGAGCUCAAACUUGCCAGAGAGAAGGAAGAAAUGCAAGAACGGGAAAAACAACUGAAGAUCAAUCGGCUGGUUCAGGAGGUCUCAGAGACUGAAAGGGAAGACCUGGAGGAGUCUGAGAAAGUGCAGCACUGGGUGGAGCGACUAUGUCAGACUCGGUUGGAGCAGAUUUCUUGUGUGGAGAAUGAAUCCCCAGAGCUCUCCCCACCUCGUUCUCCUGGCUCAGAGCCAAGGGUGAAGCAUUUUCCUGGUGGUUUCAACCUUGCAACCACUGAUCUGGACGACAUUAACCUGGAUGAAGUGGACCAGAGCCUGAGGGGACCUCUUAAAAAACUAGUCCCGACUCAGCCCACCUCAAACCAACCUCCACCUCCCUUGCCUCGCCCCCCACCCUCACCCAAACUAAAUCCUACAAUCCCUAAGUACUCCCCGCCCUUAUCUCGAGUUUCCCCACAGCGCCGGCCUCCUUCUUCCCCCAGUCCGAGGAAGCCUCCAUCCACUUUGACAAACAGGGAGCGCAAGCCUCGCGCACAUCCCCAACACACACAACCAGGCCGCCCGUCUCCCUCCAACUACCCUCUGCCAUCUCAAACGUCACGCCCCCCAUCUUCCCCCCAACCCACGCCACAUCCCCGUCCUCCACCUCCCCCUCCUCCUCCACCACCUCCUCCUCCCCCUCCUCCCCCUCAGCACUCUGAAGAACGUGACUACCGGAAGCAUCACCACCACUUCCAACGUCCUCCCAGCCUUCCCGAACACAGGAGUGAGUGGGAAACAGGUGGCUACCUCCCCAGAGGGGGGAUUUAUGCAUCCAGCACCAGUGAAAUGUCUCAGCCCUCAAGUCCAAAGGUGAUGAGAAACACCUCCCAUGUCAGUCAUAUUUCCAGUUCAAGCAGUCAGCUGCAGCUGGCUCCCAGUCCCCCUAACCAGAGGCGACAAACGGCUCCCGUCAUGUCAAAGCCCGUCAUGCUGCCGCAGUCGCAGGCUAACCGGCCAGAUCCGCUCCGACCUGCUGUCCGUUCUGAUGGCCUGCCUCCAGAAAUGCUUAAACGGAUGGUGCCUUUCAACUCGUCUUUCAAAUCAAACAACAAACAAGUAAACAUUUCUUCCUGUACUUUCCCUGUUAUGCUUGAGUGCGGCCUUCCUUUUCUAGUUUGACCUUUUCGUCUCCCUGACUGGACCCUUCGUGAUGGCUUUUGCAUGUUUUUUUCCUGUUUUCUCUCUGCAGCAGUUGUACCCCUGCUUUUUUGAUGAAGUGCUUCAUGCAUGAAUGCAUUUUUAUUGAUUGGGAGAAAACUGUAGAGGCCUUGAACAUGUUGUUUAGUAUGGGAAUGCAUGUCAUGUGGCUGCUGUGUCACUAGGGAGAUUAAUAAUGUUUUUCUUGCAAAAGAUGGUCUUACCUCCUGAAUUCACUACUAAAAAUGCUGAUUGAAAACUGUGAGUGUCUGUAAACCUGUCGUCAGAAGUCAGCUCUUUAUGCAUUACAACGGGACAGGAAUUGCUUUUUUCCUAUGGGUUUCAUUAAAUUUAUAUGAUAUUGCACAUGCAGGAGGAGGCAUGCUAACUCAAGUCAUUUAUACUCAUAAUAAAUAAGAACAAAGGCAUAUAUGGUGUUAUUUUUACAUCAUAGAGCAUUUGUGCAGCAACUGGAAAUGAAUUGCUAGAUUAAUGUUUUUUUUUUUUUUGUACUGGAAACUCUGGACUGAAUAAAUGUGAUUUACUCACCCUGAGAGCUUGGUUCUGUUUCCUUCUUCCUCCUGUAAAAUGAAAUUGCUGCAGACUUGAAGCGGAUCUGUGUUAUUUCCUUCUGUGGUUGAACGGUGAAUCAGUCUUGAUAAAAUGUGUCAGAUUAUUUUCAAUUUGUGAGAAACUUUGAGGUUUUUCAGUGUUGAGGCUUAUCUUCAGACCUUUACACUGAACUGGUUGUUGUCAAAGGAAAUCUGACCUCUUGUCACACAACUCGUCUUCACUAAAUGUUGUCUUCAUUCGCUCUUUGUGUAUUCACUGUAAAUUAAUUACAUAUUGAUAUUUUUG
Poeciliopsis prolifica (blackstripe livebearer) is the source of this 2280-nucleotide messenger RNA. RefSeq names its product Usher syndrome 1C (gene ush1c). The record is from RefSeq and is a predicted model, not a curated record. Gene Ontology annotation, biological process: inner ear receptor cell stereocilium organization; inner ear morphogenesis; sensory perception of sound. The transcript is spliced from 6 exons. Gene Ontology annotation, molecular function: protein binding. The coding region runs from base 40 to 1404 and encodes 454 amino acids. NCBI's taxonomy places the organism in Eukaryota, Metazoa, Chordata, Actinopteri, Cyprinodontiformes, Poeciliidae. Gene Ontology annotation, cellular component: stereocilium tip; cilium; plasma membrane.